GCCAAGAUGUGUGACUUCACCCAGGACCAGACCGCAGGAUUCAAGGAGGCUUUCCAGCUGUUUGACAGAACAGACGACCACAAGACCCUGUACAGCCAGUGUGGGGAUGUGAUGCAGGCCCUGGGCCAGGACCCUACCAACGCUGAGGUGCUCAAGGUCCUGGGGAACCCCAAGAGUGAUGAGAUGAUUGUAAAGGUGCUGGACUUUGAGCACUUCCUGCCUAUGCUGCAGACCGUGGCCAAGAACAAGGACCAGGGAACCUACGAGGAUUAUGUUGAAGGCCUCUGUGUGUUCGACAAGGAAGGGAAUGGCACCGUCAUGGGUGCUGAAAUCCGUCAUGUCCUAGUCACACUGGGUGAGAAGAUGACAGAGGAGGAAGUAGAGAUGCUGGUGGCGGGGCACGAGGACAGCAAUGGUUGCAUCAACUAUGAAGAGCUUGUCCGGAUGGUGCUAAAUGGUUGA
This is a messenger RNA of Grammomys surdaster, 462 nucleotides long. RefSeq names its product myosin light polypeptide 6-like. Gene Ontology annotation, cellular component: myosin II complex. NCBI's taxonomy places the organism in Eukaryota, Metazoa, Chordata, Mammalia, Rodentia, Muridae. The transcript has a single exon. Gene Ontology annotation, molecular function: calcium ion binding; structural constituent of muscle. The coding region runs from base 7 to 462 and encodes 151 amino acids. The record is from RefSeq and is a predicted model, not a curated record.